UGUAAACUUCCGGUUGUAAUCGAAAUAAACAUAUCAACAGUCACUUGCUGUUUCGCAAGGUGAUUUACUAUGGAGGUGUUAAUGAAUAAACUGCAGGAGGAUAUCUCCAAACGCAGCCUCCCUUCACUGCUGGCAAGGACUUUUGUGAACACUGCAGAGGAGAAUGGUCAGCAGAAACUCAGAAUUAUGCAGUGGAAUAUCCUAGCUCAAGCCUUAACACAAGGAGAUGACAACUUCAUCCUGUGUCCCCCUGCAGCGCUUCAGUGGGACAAUCGUCAGCUACGUGUGAUUGAAGAGUUGGUUCGCUUCAGCCCCAACAUCAUGUGCUUGCAAGAGGUAGACAUGUUCCAAUUCCUGAAGGACACUCUAGGCCAGGUCGGCUAUGAGGGCAUCUUCACUCCUAAGCCUAGCUCACCUUGUACCAAGUUUCAAAACAACAUGGGAUCCGAUGGCUGUGCGGUUUUCUAUCAGACUGACAAACUAGAACUCCUGAGUCAUGAUAGUAUAAAUCUAAGAGAGAAGGACGAGGAGGAAACAAAUCAGGUGGCUAUCCUAUGUAAGUUUCGACUUAAGUCUAACCAGAAGGUAUUCUACGUCAGCGUUUGUCAUCUUAAAGCCAAGUCUGGUUAUGCUGACCUACGGCAUCAACAGGGCAAAUACUUGUUGAAAGUUUUGAAGAAAAAGGUAGAAGCUUACCCAGUAUUAAUUUGUGGUGACUUCAAUGCACAUCCCAAGGAGCCGGUGUACGCUGAGUUUAUAAAGAGUGAUCUGGGCGUAACCAGUGCCUACUCUCACUUAUCAACAAAAGGGGAGGAGCCAAACUACACAUCAUGGAAAAUACGAGGAACUCCUGAUGGUCAGAAAACAGAAAGUUGUAAAACCAUAGAUUACAUCUGGUAUUCUACUGACAAAGCAUCAGUAGCCGCAGUAUUAGAUCUGCCUUUACCCGAGGCUAUCGGGGAGGCCAGACUUCCUUCAUUCACCUAUCCGUCUGAUCACUUCUCGCUUGUAAGUGAUGUUGUCCUUAACAAGUGAAGGGAGGCUACUCUAGAUUUAAUUACAUUAGUUAGAUUAAGUUUUUAUGCCUAUCAAGUUAUAGUUUUGAGGCUAGUUUAAUGCCAUUAUCUUUUUUUUAAGCAAUUAUUAUUGAAUGAUUAUUUUUUAAAUACACAAAGGAAUUUCACAGCAAAUAGUGACAUGUUUGUGUAUUUUGUGCACUCCUUUAAAGCAGUUUGAACAAAACCUGUUGAGUGUAAAAUCCGAUAUUAUUAAAAUGUUACAUCUUUUUAAUGACAUGUGUACAGUGACUACAAUGUGGAGUGAACUGAGAGCAAUCAUCAUACACAGGAUGGUGACGUAUGCUGACUUAUCUAUACUGUGUGGAGGAUUGGAGUACUCCUGAGGGCCACAACCAGUCUCUUCCAAAAUAUGUUUUGCAUGUUAUUUAUUGUUACAUUGUGAGUUACAUUUCAUGUCAAAUGACUCUCAAAUAAAAAAAAAAAAAAAAAAAAAAUGUACCCUUUGACCCUGGUACAACCAUUAAACCUACCACUGUGAUCAUCACCAGGUGUGUUUAAGUAUCUGAGAACCCGUGGUUAAACAUUUUCUCUGUCAAAUUUGGUGUUGUAUGUUUAUAUAUAAAAUAAAGCUUGAUGGAUACCUUUAGGAAGUCAACACUUUAUAAGAAUGGUCGCUCGAGGUAUGAUUUUGGUCUAUAGAAUGAUAGAGAAAAGUGUAUUAAAAUAGUGUAUUAAUUAAUUUAUGCAAAGAUUACUGCCAUUAUCUAUGAUGUAUCGCUGUUUGUGUUAAGACUGGUGCUCCCUGUAUGUCGUCUGUGCUGCAUCUCCCGUGUUAAAACUGUAACAUAUCAUUAAAUACAUCAGUGUCGUCUGUGCUGCAUCUCCCGUGUUAAAACUGUAACAUAUCAUUAAAUACAUCAGUGUCGUCUGUGCUGCAUCUCCCGUGUUAAAACUGUAACAUAUCAUUAAAUACAUCAGUGUCGUCUGUGCUGCAUCUCCCGUGUUAAAACUGUAACAUAUCAUUAAAUACAUCAGUGUCGUCUGUGCUGCAUCUCCCGUGUUAAAACUGUAACAUAUCAUUAAAUACAUCAGUGUCGUCUGUGCUGCAUCUCCCGUGUUAAAACUGUAACAUAUCAUUAAAUACAUCAGUGUCGUCUGUGCUGCAUCUCCCGUGUUAAAACUGUAACAUAUCAUUAAAUACAUCAGUGUCGUCUGUGCUGCAUCUCCCGUGUUAAAACUGUAACAUAUCAUUAAAUACAUCAAUGUCGCGGUCAGUAUGAUGCUGUGACCAUUACAUGUUGUCCCUCGCUCUGGCUAUGUACAUGUGGCAUAGUUUUGUCAAGGUGGACUCGAGGAUUGAGUCCUCACUAGAUAGAGAUAAAUUUCUGUGUAGUAUAUAAAAUCUUUCAUGUUUUCAUCACAUUUUCAAUGGGCAAUUCUUGAAGAGGAUCAUCUCAAAAUCAUAAGGUUUUCAGCAGUGUUUUGUACAGAAUUUAAACCUUUGAUAUGAAUCUCAUAGAAAACAAGGGAACACUUUGAUUGUGUCCAUUCAAUAUUCAUGCUAGAAGAAUGACUUAAUACUUGAGGUAAUUAUAAAUUCAUGUCGAUAUCUGUAUUUAGUUUUUACUUGUGUAGAUAGUAAAGUUAUCUAUUUAAUUUCACUUAUGUAGAUAACAUAUGUUUGGGCCUGUGUUAUUACACCCACUGAACUUUCUGUACUGUAUUUUGUACAUGUUCAUCACAUACAAAAAAACUUUGGUAAUAAAAUAUUUUUGUACUAUCUGUGACAUCCUUCUGGCUGUAUGGUACCUUUCGUAUUUGAAGCCAUAGCUCGGUAAAACAAGCAGUGUGUAGUGGUACAUUCCUACUCUUUUUACUGGUUGAAAUUUAAGCCAGAUUGUGUCAACUUGAUGUUUAAUCUGGAAAAAAAAAUUGUUGCAUAAUUCAAAAUUAUCAUACAAUUCUUAUCAAUUCUGAAACAUUCCAGCAACUGUGUAAUAAGAAUAUUGUACCAUCUGAGUGAGCACCCUUCAAGCUACUGACCGGGCUCAGUGUUGCUGGGACAGCUAGCUGGUCAGUAAGGUCGUUUGUUCCUCUGAUAAUCAUUGGCUGCUAGAGUAACUGUUACAAUGUUGUUUCUUAUCUUUGAUGUUUUUCUAUCUAUGUGCAAUAUAUAUGUACAUACAAUCUGAUAUUGAGCUUUACUGACACCUAACUAACUGUGAUAUUUGUCUAUUUUUUAAGAACAGAAUUCCGUAUUAGUAUAGGAUUGUCGUGUCAUUGUGGACAAGAAAUCAAAGUGGAAUUGAGUGUAGAUUUCAUCUUAUUUCUGUAUUGAGAUUUUGUUUUAAAUUAUGGCCAUUUUUAUUGUAAUUUUAUAUAACUUUGUACCUAACACCCUGACUAUUGAUUUCUUUUCCUUAUUUACAUAAUUUAUAAUGAUCAUUUGUUGUGAUAUCAUGUUCAACUGUAACAUAAUUUUGGUAUUCAUCAUCAUAUCAACAGAGGAACAAAGUGUAUACAUCACAGCAUGUCGGAAAUGAGUCCUAUAUAAACCAGAUUUUCAAUAAGAUUCCACGUUACACAUAUCUGUUAAUUGGAAUCCACAUUACACAUAUCUGUUAAUUGGAAUCCACAUUACACAUAUCUGUUAAUUGGAAU
This is a messenger RNA of Mizuhopecten yessoensis (Yesso scallop), 3680 nucleotides long. Its product is annotated as nocturnin-like. Lineage: Eukaryota; Metazoa; Mollusca; Bivalvia; Pectinida; Pectinidae. The coding region runs from base 70 to 1035 and encodes 321 amino acids. Gene Ontology annotation, molecular function: 3'-5'-RNA exonuclease activity. The transcript has 3 exons. The record is from RefSeq and is a predicted model, not a curated record.